This is a messenger RNA of Loa loa (African eye worm), 1119 nucleotides long. RefSeq lists its product as hypothetical. Lineage: Eukaryota; Metazoa; Nematoda; Chromadorea; Rhabditida; Onchocercidae. The transcript is spliced from 9 exons. The coding region runs from base 23 to 892 and encodes 289 amino acids. The record is from RefSeq and is a predicted model, not a curated record.
CAUGUUUUAGUUUAUAUUCACGAUGACACGGGCACUACAUUAUGUAUUUAAAAUUGCUAACCGGAGAAGGAGUCGUGAUUUUUUUGUUAAUAUUCUAAAAAUGAAGGUUUUGCGACAUGAAGAAUUUGAGGAAGGUUGUAAAGCUACAUGUAAUGGACCAUAUAACGGUAGGUGGAGUAAAACGAUGGUCGGUUAUGGAAGUGAAGAUGACCAUUUUGUACUGGAAUUAACGUAUAACUAUCCAAUCAGUUCAUAUAAAUUGGGUAAUGAUUUCGGAGGGAUUUGCAUUCAAUCAACGGAUGUGUUUGAAAACUGCAAGAGUUACCAGAUGGCUGUCAUUAUGGCGAGUGGGGAAGUGGAAAUUGAGGAUCCUGAUGGGCAUAAAUUUUACGUAUCACCGCAUGAUCCUCAACCGGCUGAUGCAGACCUGAUUUAUAAAGUGAAAUUAAAUACACCUGACUUGAAGGAAACUGUAGAUUACUGGACAAAACUGCUGAAUUUUACCAUGAUCAAAUACAACGAAAACUGUUUCAUUGUAUCAGCUGGUGAAAAAAAAAAAUUGGAAUUGGAAUGGAACUUCAUUAACGCCAGAAUUGAUCGCCAUACCGGCUUUGGCAGGAUAGCUUUUGCUGUUCCAGCGAAAAAGUUAGAAGCAAUACAAAAGAUGAUGGAUGAAGCGAAGCAAAAAAUUUUGACUCCUUUAGUAGAGUUAGAUACUCCCGGCAAGACAGCUGUUCAAGUUGUCAUUCUUGCUGACCCAAACAACCAUGAGAUAUGUUUUGUUGGUGAUGAAGCCUUCCGAGAAUUAUCACGGACUGAUCUGGACGCAGAUAUGAAACUGCUGAAGGCGAUCGACGAUGACAAAAGUGAAAAAUACAAAAUAUCCGUUUAAUAUGGAGAAUGCAAGACGACAUUAUCUGGAUAAAUAUAUUGAGAUAAUCGAAAUAUUUUUAUAACAUAUAACAAAAAUACUUUAUUUUUGUAUUGAAUCCAUAAUAGAAAUUCGUAGUAUAAAAGUUGUUUUACCUGAAUAUUUGUCAGGUAAGUGAUUCAUUAGAAACAAAACAAAACCUUAACUGAUAAAUCCUUUAUCCAGCUUCCAUUAUAGUUUGUAAAGAA